GCCAAAACAUAGCAACCAUUGACGCCAACAACAUCAACGUUGGUCAAAACGUAAAGCACAUUGUCGUUUGUAGUGUGUUAUUAACUGUAACUUGAAAAAACAGACAUGGAUCAAACGAAGAGACCAUUGUUGAUUCCUCCAGAAUUCAGCACAUAUGCUGAAAAACAUGGAAUUUUCGAAAUGUACAAGAAACUGAUGGAGCAGCUGAUUGUCGGCAAACCUGCUGAUCCAGUGGCAUUUCUCAUUGACUUGUUGAAGCGAGAUACCCAUGAUGUUCCACAAGUGAUUAUCAUUGGGCCACCUGCCUCUGGGAAGAAGACUAUUUCCAAGAUGUGUGCUACCAAAUUGAGAACAGCCCACCUCACAACAGAAAACCUCAUCAUGGAGGCUGAAACUGAUCUUAAGAUGCAGAUGUUGGAUCUACAGAAAAAGAAACAACCCAUCCCAAUUGAUGUUUGGGUGAAAGUGAUCGAAGAGAGGAUCAAACUUCCAGACUGUGUAAGGAAGGGUUGGGUGAUGGAGGGAUUUCCCCAGACCAGAGAACAGGCCUUGGCCAUACAGUCUAUAGGCAUCCAUCCGAAACAUUGUGUGCUGUUAGAUGCUCCAGACACAGUGCUGAUAGAAAGAGCUCAUGGGAAGCGUGUGGAUCCAAAAACCGGAGACAUAUACCACACCACUUUUGACUGGCCAUCCUCUACGGAGGUACAGAGCCGCCUGGAGGAAGCUGAGGGGUACGGGGAGGAUGACAUGGUAGAAAAACUCAUAGAAUACCACCGUCAUAUUGAUGGUAUCCUCACUUGUUUCACCAAGGGACUCAAAUCUGUCAACGCUGAUCAGCCCCAGGCUGAUGUCUUCCUUCAAGUGUUUACAUACCUAUGUGGCCAGGCACGAACAAAUGCACCUCACACACCGCGGGUGGUGUUACUUGGUGCCACAGGAUCAGGAAAGGGUGUCCAAGCGUCGCUUCUGGCCACAAAAUACAACCUUGUCAACGUGUCAUGUGGCUCCCUGAUCAAGCAAGCAAUAGCGGAUGAAACAAAGGAAGGACAGACAGCAAUACCUUAUGUAUCCAAGGAUAUGUUGGUGCCUGAUGUGACAGUAAUGCAGAUUCUUCGACAACGUCUCUCCCAGAUGGACUGUAUGAGCAGAGGCUGGGUGUUACACGGCUAUCCUCGUACCCGGGAACAGGCAGAGGGCCUCACCAAGGGGGGAUUUGUCCCUAACAGAGUGUUCUUUUUGAACGUUCCCAAUGAUUCUGUGGUGGAGCGUCUGACACUGCGUGCCACGGACCCCAUCACUGGAGAUCGCUACCACAUGUUGUACAAUCCCCCGCGCACGGAGGAUGUGAAAGCAAGGCUACAGAAACUCCCCAAAGACGAGUCCGAACAGGUCAACAAACGUCUCGGUACCUACAACGCUUACGUUGAGGAAAUUUCAGACUUUUACGUGGACGCGCAACAUGUCAACGCCGACCAAGAUCCCCAUACUGUAUUUGAGUGUAUUGAAAGCAUGAUUGUCAAUCCGCUGCCGAGAAAAGUAUGAUUCGACCCCACUUGACAAUUGACAUUACAAACGACAUUGACGAACAUGUUCUAUUACAAAUGUGCUAUGGUGAAUGUGGCCGACGAAGUUCUGUUACUCGGGUUGGCUUCAUUAACUCAUUCACCCCUGAAGACACAUUUAAACUCCUCCAAUUCAAAGGUUGGAAUAGUUCAUUAUGAAAUUUCAGGGGGGGAAUGAGUUAACUAUUAAGUAUUUUGUGGUGGUAAAUAUUCCACUGGCAAGAACUAUUUUGCAUGUUCUAAUUAAAAAUGACACUCUUUUGUGUCAAGUAUGUGAUAGUUAUUUGAAAUUUAUGCUUAUGUUUAUGUGAUAAAAUAUAUGAUUUUUUUGUUUUAUAUUUUUGAUAUAUCGCUGCCUAAAAUUCGUUAUUUGUAUACUGUAGUUAAUCGUUUUGACAAAAGAACAAUCACUGGCGAUGUCAUUGUUAAAGAUGAUAGAUGCACUAUAUAUGUAUAAAUGAUCUGUUCGAAAGAUUAUCCUGUAUUAUCCUGUUUUACUGGCAAUACAAAGUAAAAAAAAAAUAGCCAAAAGAAGAACAAAAUGUCAAAAUGUUAGUAAAAAUAUGUGUAUGAAACAUGACAGCAUUUAACUUUUGUCUUGAUAUCAAUGACAAUUUCUGUCUUUUAAUAAAAUGGUAGACGUAGGUUAAAAUGAUAUGAAAAAAAGAAUUUGCAUGGCAUUUUCUCUAAGACAUACAUACUUACUAAGUUUAUGAAUUUGUUAUUUUUAAACCUGUCAUAUAUAUGAUUUUGGAAGAAAACUAUGCUGUUGUUUUAUUGAUGUAUCUUAAGAAAAUAUUAAAUUAAUAUUUUUAUGCC
This is a messenger RNA of Mizuhopecten yessoensis (Yesso scallop), 2381 nucleotides long. RefSeq names its product adenylate kinase 8-like. Gene Ontology annotation, biological process: nucleoside triphosphate biosynthetic process. Bases 106 to 1542 code for a protein of 478 amino acids. Gene Ontology annotation, cellular component: cytoplasm. The record is from RefSeq and is a predicted model, not a curated record. The transcript is spliced from 10 exons. Gene Ontology annotation, molecular function: nucleoside diphosphate kinase activity; AMP kinase activity; ATP binding. NCBI's taxonomy places the organism in Eukaryota, Metazoa, Mollusca, Bivalvia, Pectinida, Pectinidae.